This is a messenger RNA of Peniophora sp. CBMAI 1063, 945 nucleotides long. Lineage: Eukaryota; Fungi; Basidiomycota; Agaricomycetes; Russulales; Peniophoraceae. The record is from the annotation of a GenBank genome assembly.
AUGCUGAACCGGGUCCUGAGGAGAUCAUACGCCACCCUAUCCAACGAAGCCGCAGCCGCGCGUACAGGCUCCACGCCACUAGCCGUCCGCGAGCGCCGCGCCCGCCGCCCCGGAGGCUCAAUCGGCAGGACACUGCCCGGCUCAGACACCCUCACUUCUGGCUUGACGCCGUCCGAGUACCAGGAAUACAUCCGGGAGAAGGCCAAGGCGAAGCACGGGGAGAUGCCGUCGCCGGAGGAGUGGUUGCGGGAUGUCCAGGCGAAGCGUGCGCGGUUGCGGGGCAUGCGGGCAGUAGAAGUCGAGGUGCCGGAGGGAAAGUCAGUCACGGUGCUGAGCCCCGUCGGCCAGCGCGUCUUCCUCCCGAACGUGCUCUUCCGCAUGAUCCGCAACCACACGCCGAAAGGGCAGGCGUACAACCCGUACGAGGCGACGUUCAGGAUCGACAAGUCGCUCACCAAGAACGACGUCCGCAACUACCUCUGGUCCGUUUACGGCGUCCAGACCACCUACGUCCGCACCGAUAUCUACCACGAGGCACGACCGUCGCGCAGUCAGCGCGUCAGGAGUUACUACCAACAACGCGCGGCCAAUAACCGCGGGGGCAAGCGUGCCGUCGUCGGUCUCGUCGAGCCGUUUUACUACCCCGACGCGGUGGAGGAUAUGUCCAAGGACGACAGGACCAAGUUCCUCGACAUUCUCGAGCGUAUGACGGCCAAGGAGGCCAGGAGGGAGCAGAACCUCAAGCAGGUCUUCGCCACCAUCAAGAAGCACGCCGACAAGUGGACCUGGACCGGCCCGCUCACCACUUCGCGAGCCGUCAUCUUGCGAAGGAUUGCCGAGCGCAGGGCAGCGAGGGAGGCGGAGAUCGAACGCACAAAACAGGAUAUGGUUGCGUCGCGUGGGGCAGGCAAGGUCGUCGAGGCGGAGAUUGUCGAGGCUUCAUAG